Molecule: messenger RNA, 2655 nt
Organism: Penaeus vannamei (Pacific white shrimp)
Lineage: Eukaryota; Metazoa; Arthropoda; Malacostraca; Decapoda; Penaeidae
Source: RefSeq, a predicted model, not a curated record
AUGCCUUUUGCAGAUUCGCAGAAGCGGAGUUCGAAGGCUGCGAGUGGCUCUCCUUGUGCUGAGGAAAAGGGCCUACGUGGCUCGGCAGAUCGUCGACCUCCUGAAGGUGUGGUAGAUGAGGGUAAUUCAGUACUGAAGGUGUUAGAGAGCUUCGAACUGCCUCAGGUGUGGCGUCCGCUAGUGCGAAAGGUAGACAGCAGGUUUGGCGCCAGCGGGGUCGCCGUCUUCAACUUCAUCUUGGACUUGCUCCUUCUAAACUUCCUCCUGAGCAUCCUCACGCUCGCCUGCGUCGUCCUGCCAACCGUCUUCCUGCAGGAGAGCGAAGGAACCGGCUCGAAGGAGUGGCUUUUCGGAUGGCAAGACAAAAGAGGCGGAUACCCGGAGACAAAUUCGACAGCGGUUGGCGCCGAAGACGACGGCGAGACGGGAGACGUCUGUGUUGAUGUGAGGCUGAGGAGCGAUGACCCUACAGUCACGAACUGCAGUUUGGCGUACCUGGCCACCACAGGAGGGGACUGGUGCCACAUCACCGUCAGGAACCACAGUGCGACUAGUUGUGACGGAUUCACAUGGUGGUUAGCGGUUUUGAUCCAGGGUCAGGGCAUCCUGGAGAUCUCCCCGUUGUUCCUGGGCUAUUACCCCGCUCGCCUCACGCGCUUCGGCUACCCCGUCGCGACCAUGCAGGUGCUGGUGGUGCUCACGGUGUUCUUGGUGUCCCUGAUGACUGUCAUACGGCGGGUUGGGGGAUGGCUGAGGUACAACGCCGACGUCUGGGGCGGACUCGCCUUCUCGAGGACGGUGUUCAGCGGCUGGAACUUCUCCCUGAAGAGCAGUCGCGCCGUCGCUUCCAUGCAGCACAUCAUGAAGACCGAGCUCCUCGCUGCUCUCGACGAGGCCAGUUUCCAAGAAGUGAAAGCGAGGCGAACGCGCGGUCGGCUGGCGUUGCUUUACUUCGGUCGCUUCUUGGUGAACUGCGUCAUAUUUGCAAUGAUCAUAGUGAACUGGGUUGUCCUCUACGUGGUCAUCGUGAGGCGGGCUGCGUGGGCCGAGUGGGUCGAGACGCUGAACGAAACUUGGAGCUACAUUUCGCUGCGCUUCAUCGUGGACUUCGCGGACACGCUGGUGGUGUGGGUCCAGGGCCUGGUCCUCCCACCCAUCCUGCUGAAGCUGGGCGCCCUCGAGCAGUGCAGCAGCCGCACGGCGCUCUUGCUCUACAUCCUCCGCUCCUCCGUCAUCCGCCUCGCCUCCCUGGCGGUGCUGGUGUUCACGCACCUCAGCCUCGUCUCCAGCAGAGCAGACGACUGCCGCCCAGACACGCCGUGCUGGGAGACGCGCCUUGCGCAGAACCUGUACGCGCAGGUCGUCUGGUCCUUUGUGGUGAAGUGCCUCUCUGCGUUACUCUGCCUCGCCUAUACGAUCGCCGUCAAAUUGUGCUGCUUCUGCUGUGCGACCUCCCUCCUCCCGGAGUUCGACGUCCCCAACAAAGUGCUCGACAUCCUCUUCCUGCAAACCCUCUGCUGGCUGGGCGUCCCGGUGUCCCCCCUCAUGCCCGUCCUGGUCCUCCUCUACUUCAUCGUCUCCUUCGGGCUGGAGCUCGUGGACGCCCUCGUCAUCUCGCGCCCCUCCGCGCAUGUAUUCCAGGCCUCUAGAUCUUCCAGUAUGUUCAUGGUGUCCAUGGCGGUGUCCUGGGCGGCGGCGGCGGCCAUGGCGGUGACGGUCCUCGUGUUCAUCCCGGCGUCUCCGGGCUGUGGGCCUUUCAGGGGCCUGAGGGUCGCGUGGUCCGCCCUCACGAGCGCCGUCUGCGACCUGAAUGGCUCGCUUAGAGAUGUACUAUUCGCUCUGGACGACCUCUGGGUGUCUCUGGCGCUGGCGGGGGCGCUGACCUGCUUCGCGACCUACUACCUGCUCGUCCUCAGUUUCCGCAAAAAUGUCAUCAGGCGCCUUGAAGACCGGCUGAAGGAGGUGGCCAUGGACAAGGCCUUUUUCAGGAAGAAACGCGAGGCUUGGUUGGAAAAUGGGCGCCGGGAAGAGAAAGGGUUAAAGUCCGUGAUCUAUUUCAAGAGGAAUAAAACCCUCUGAGAAUCUUGUAUUGUCACUAUUAUUAUCAUUAUUCGUUUGUAAUAAUACUUUGGUACUAAAAAUAUUAUUACUACACAUCCCUGUAAUUUUAUACAUUAUUGGACCUACGAUCACAAGGCUAAUGAAAUGUGAUUGCUUGUAGGAAGGAAAGAAACUACAAAACUAAAGACGCUAUAAGAACUAGAAGCAGUCAGAGAGCGCAUACCUCUGUCAAGGCAAUGGAUUCACUGAUGCAAUAAAAUAUUCACACGAAGAAUUACAUUAAAGAUUAUGAUAAUAAUAAUUAUUAUUAUUAUUAUCCGUGUCAAAAAGUUAAAGUCGUCUCUCCCGCAAUGCUAUGAAGCCUUCAAAGAACUCCUGGAUUUGGAUUUGGAUCUGGAUAACCACCAAAUCUAAUGGCAUCUAAAUUGGACUAAGUUACACCUCUGGUAAAAUAAGUAAAUAAAAAUCUGUUCAUAUCUUGCUAACCAACGAACGAAUAAACUAACCAGCGCAACCAAAAACUUAACAUCCUUGACGGUGGUAACUAUAAAAAAAUAAACGCAUUGCAAUGUUGUGUAGUUUUUGAUUGAUAGA